Molecule: messenger RNA, 2504 nt
Organism: Galleria mellonella (greater wax moth)
Lineage: Eukaryota; Metazoa; Arthropoda; Insecta; Lepidoptera; Pyralidae
Product: class E basic helix-loop-helix protein 23
Exons: 4
Coding region: 1-585 (194 amino acids)
Molecular function (GO): protein dimerization activity
Source: RefSeq, a predicted model, not a curated record
AUGGAGGGGCGAAGGACUUGGGAUGGCGUGCCGCUGGGAGAAUCACAUUCACCACCACAGUCGGUGCCGGGCCGAAGAACUCCUUUGGGGGCUGUCGGUCUUGGUGGGUUCUACAUGCAAGGUGGAGCACCUCCGCCCCCUCCACAACACUGUUAUCCGACUGAUGAAAAUCAACCAGAACCCGGAACCAGCUAUGCUCAAAGACCAAUCGGCGAAGGCAAAUCGAAACAGAAAAUGCGUCAGGGUAAAAGUGUUCGACUGAAUAUAAACGCUAGAGAACGAAGAAGAAUGCAUGACUUGAAUGAUGCACUCGACGAAUUACGCAGUGUAAUCCCUUAUGCACACUCUCCGUCCGUGAGGAAACUCUCCAAAAUAGCAACAUUGUUACUCGCUAAGAACUACAUCCUGAUGCAGGCCAGUGCCCUAGAGGAACUGAGGAGAUUAGUAGCGUAUCUCCAAGGUACAGCAACAGCAGCAGGCAUCGUCCCGCCCACCGGGUUCGACUUAGCAGGCUUCCCAGCGGCUGCCAAGUUAUUGCAAGGGCCCCCACCGGGCCCACCGGCACCCCCAGAACCACCAUCUUGAGACAUGCACAUCAAAUUGGAACCUUAAAGUUAACAGUCUGCAGACAGUUGUAUCUGCUAAGGUAGAUUUAUACUUAAAAUUUGUUAUAACAAUUAGCUAUCGAUUUUACCGCAGUGAUGUUUAAAGAAAGUUUUAUAAUGCAACAAUAUUAAAUGGAAUAUUGUUAUGCAAAAAACGGUCACUAUUAGUUCCAAUUUAUAACUGUACAAUAAACUUGUUUAGAUAUUUAUUAUGAAGUUAAUUAUCGAUGGUUUUUUUUUUUCUAAUUCUCCAUACACUGUACGUUAAUUAGAAUUGAAACAGUUUCUAUGACUAGAGAAACUAAUUCUAUACCAAAUACAAGUAAUAGUCUAAUUUUGAUUUAAUUAUUUAGGUUUCUAUUAUUAAAUCUAUCUAAAUUCAAUAUAAGAAUAAUUAAAACUAUGUAAUAUUGUUUAAACUAGGUAUGCGUGCAAUUAUAUUAAAUAUAAAUAUACUUAUAGUAAAGUAAAUGAUAUUUAAACAACAAUGGCUCAAUUUUAUGUUUAUAGUUUAUAUAUAUAUAAAUUGUGAUUGAAAAUAAGUCAUUUAUAUUCAGUAUAAAUUAAUAUAAUUUAUAGUGAAGGUACUUAGUAAGUAUUUAUAAUUUUAAAAAUUAAAAUAUUUUUUCCUAAUGUCUGGUUUAUUUUCUAAUAAAGCUUAAAAAUAUUCGAAAUAAUUUAAUUAUGAUUGAACACUUGGUCGUUGCUAAAUACAAACUAUUAUGAGAAUGUGAUUAAAAUUUCGAAAUCAUAUUUCAAUAAUGAAGUGUGAUUGAUGCAAUUCAUAGCAAGCGGCGUUUAAAUGAAAAUAUUGUAUUCUGGUCAUAGGUGUGUAGUUUGUGUAGAUGUAACAGAUGUAAAAAUAAUUUUAAUAAACGUACCUAUUACAAUAUAUAUACUAUAAUUUAUCUUUAAAAUAAGUCUGGAAAAGUAAAUAACAAAUACGGUCUUUAUUCGAGUAUAAGUAUCAAAUUGUUUUAUAUCCACAAAUUAAACAAAAACAUUGUUUUAAUCAGUAAGAAAUAUUAAAUUACUAUAACAUCAAACUGAAUCUCAGCAAAAUAAGUUAGACUGAAUUAGUCAUAAUGAGUAUACCGAGUUGAUACCCACACUCAGUAAUAGAAAUCUAUGAAACUGACUAACGGCACCAAAUAGUUUACACAAAAUAUCAAAAUAUUUUUUAAAGUUGUAUCCUAAAUUAAUGUGACAGUUGGAAAAUGAAGAUUUUUUUAAUUGUACUCCUCGUAAAAGGUGUUUGAUUUCAUAAAUAUUCUCAUUGAAUAUCCACUUGGUAUACCCAUUAUUAUUAACUCCAUAUAAUGAAUUAUAAUCGAGUGUAGAUCGUUAUUUGUUCUUAAGCUUUUUUUAGAUUAAAUAUCUAAAACUAAUAGUUUAAACUUUAAUUAAGGGGUAAAUUAUUGACUUAUGAUCUAGUUAAUAUAAGUAUCUCUCUCUCACCAUGAGUCUAGAGAGAACUGUGAAUCAAUGUGCCAAAUCGAAGUAGAUAGCAACUUCUUUAGAAGUAAAUAGAUUAUAUAUGAAACCAAAUUGUAAGGUAGUACCGGUUUUUGGAGUAUUAUAUAAAAUCUUAAUUAAUUAGAAGUAAAUAAUGUUCACGUCCAUAAUGGUAGCGUAGUUACGAGUAUUACCAUAAUGUUCUUUGCGUCCUUUCAAACACUACUGUAAUGUAUUUCCUGGUUUGUCUAUAGUCUUCAUUUAUAAUUUUUUAAGAAUGAACUUUGUGUAUCUAUUGAUAUUUGCCUAUUGUAUGUGUGCUGUUAUAUACUACAUAUAAAUAUAUUAUAUGUAUAUUUACAAAUAUUCGUAAAUAUAGAGAAUAAUACACAAUAGAUCCUAAGAUUAAGAAUUAUAAAAAUAUGAAAAAAAUGUGCAUAUAAA